AUGUAUCGGGUCGAAAUAUUCGCAGGAAUUUUGUACUUAUAUCUGUCGAGUGCAGUGCAAUCGUUUAAUUUAGCUCCUCUUCCAAAUGUUAUAAUAAACGGGCCGAUAAAUGAUGCACGCGGAAUAGGGAAAGGUGACGAAAAGUAUAGCGCAUACUUCGGUUAUACAAUUGUGCUCCGUGAGACAAGUGUUCUAAUUGGUGCACCACGCGCCGUUACUGCUCAGCCUGACAAUACUUCAGUAGAAACUGGUAUAAUUUACAAAUAUGAUUUGCGGGCACAGGAGCUAAAACCAUUUGAAUUGGAGAGUAAUGUGACUUUUGAAACAUUUUACGGAUUGCAACAAAGCAAAUCUCGGCAGUGGUUGGGUGGCGCAAUGGAUGGUGGGAGCAGAGAUGCGGAUCCUUUGAUCGCCUGUGCUCCGUUACAAACAGCUACAAAGCUCAACAAUGGUGGGUUUAUGCACGGCGCUUGCUACUGGACAAAUAAUACUCUGCACGCCGAAAAACAAAACCGCAUAUCUUGGAUUUUAAGCCCAUUUGCAGCGAAAGGUGAACACGACAAACAGGAAAACGAAAAUUUGAAAUAUUCCUUUCUGAGAUAUGGACAAUAUGGCUUUAGUAUACUCCUAACGGCAAAUAAUAAAACCGUUAUUGCCGGCGCCCCCGGCCUAUCGAAUUGGGAAGGCAAAGUUAUACACUUCGACUUACGGAAUAAAAAAUCACAUAGGACCAAGACUCAUACGAAUGCCCCCAAACCGCAGUAUAAAGGAUAUGCAGUGGGGUAUGGUUAUUUCAAUACCAGUGAUUCACAACAAAUGUCUUAUGUAGCCUCACGAAAUAACUUUCACACGCCCGCCUCAUCAUUUCAGGUUCAAAUCUACACCGAUGCAAAGCGGUGGAGUCAAAACAUGUUUCCAAUGCAAACGGGUUAUUAUGGCACUCAAUAUGGCGAGUUUUACGGUUAUUCACUACUGGUGGAAGAUUUGAAUGGCGACGGCUUGGAUGACAUUUUAGUAAGCGCUCCACAUCGCAUAGUUAAUAAUAUUUUCGAAGCAGGUGCUGUUCACAUGCAUAUCAAUCAGGGGAACGCAAACCAGUUAAAUUUUGAGAGAUCAUUGUUAGAAUCACCCUUCCCGAGUAGUGGACACUUUGGAACAGCGCUCAGCAAGUUGGGUGACAUUAACAAAGAUGGAUAUAAGGAUGUUGCCAUUAGCGCUCCAUUCGCCGGUUCGCAACGCCAUGGUGCUGUUGCCAUUUAUUUUGGCGGUCCAAAUGGUCUCGAAACUCAACCCAGGCAGAUACUGAACGUGAGUGUUGAUUAUCUCGGUACCGGAGGGGAAGGUUUCUUUGGUCAAGCCCUCUCCAAAGGUGUUGAUAUUGAUGGCAAUGAUUAUAACGAUCUGGCUGUUGGUGCACCAAAUGCGGAUAAAGUCUUCAUCUAUCGUACAUAUCCGGUGGUGAAAAUAAAUGCAACCAUGGAACCGCGAAAUUUAAUUAUUCCCACGAAUGAGACUUUGUUAAGGCUUGAGUUUUGCAUUAAUAUAUUGUCAAACUCGACGAAAGUUAAAAAACAGGAUAUUUCAGUUGACUUGAGUGCCGGCGAUAAGGAAGAGCGUAUCAAUGUCACACACUGCUUUCGUGACGAGCUACUCAGUGCGGAUUUCGAGUCAAAAUGCUACAUUUGCAACGCCCCCCUCAAAUACGAUGAACGUUUUAUGUUUGUGCCAAUAAUUUUGGAGCUUUCGUAUCGCCUAAAAAAUGAUGGGAGUAGGCUUAACAGUUCUGAAUUUUGUGAGGACUGUGCGAUAGUAGAUCCUGGUUGGCCUAGUUUGGCGCAGUCUCACAUACAAUAUCUACACAAUUGCCAAGGUUCGGUUUGCAAUGUGGAUUUACGGUUGCAAAGUGUGAAUAUGCCCAAAUCUCUAACACUCGGCACCGAUAAAAUCCUACCACUCCGUUAUAACAUCACCAAUGUGGGCGAGGAAGCUUACUACACCAUGCUCACCAUUACGUUUUCCAUAAAUGUUCCCUUCGCCAAAAUGCCUGCAGAAUGUGUUCAAGACUUCGAUUAUGGUAUGACAGUUAAAUGCAAUUUAGCGAAAAGAAGAGCUUUUACAAACGCCACCGUCGUGGAGCUAAGUCUCGACUUGAGUAAUGUGGUUGGUUAUACGGUUUUGAAUAUCAGUGCAUCGGUUUUCAGUACAGGAGUUGAACAGCGUCCAGCCGACAAUGAGGUAUUCGAUCAAAUAACGUUAUUUACGAGCGCCGAGAUUUGGGUAACUGAGACAUCAUCAAAUAAAAUCGCUUCUGUAACUGAUGACCACCAAAUCAUGCCGGUUUCGACGAGUUUUGAGAUACAAAACGCCGGCCCAAGCCCAUUGAGUUUCUAUCAUUUAGUCAUCGAUUUCCCUAUCGGUUAUGAUGAUACCAAAUAUAUUAGCAAUUACUCAGCGCAAGCUCUCUUUAAGGGGCUUGAGUAUCCCAUUUCAGAGUUUGUUACAUCAGCGCCCGUUUCAUCGCCAACUUUGAAUAACAGCGAAAUUUUACACCAAAAUCAUAUACUCGGAAAUCACACUACCAUUCUGAUUUGUGAAAUAAAUGAGGAAUCUAAAUUGAAAAUGUUAUGCGCUCAGAGCGAUAUACAAUUGCCAAAGGUAUUAUUCGCUGGUGAAAACUUAACUUUGGUACUAAACUUUGAUUUGAAUUGGGAAAACGUUGGAGAAGCGUUGUUGAGCCAAGCACAUGAGUAUUUGGCUCAUAUCGCGCGAGUGAGUUUGAAGUCGAACACACCAGUAAACGGAAAACUUAACGUGAAACACCACUAUAAAGGCUCAGUAUUCAUGAAGAUCAGUAAACGUAACGCUCUCUGGAUUUAUAUAAGUGCCAUUAUUGGUGGUAUACUCUUACUUGUUGCUGUUGUUUUGCUUCUACGGAGAUAUGGUUUCUUCAAACGUCUAACAAAGGAAGAAAUGGAAAAGAAUUUCAACGAGAAACAAGAAAAGGCUCGCAUGAAGGAAGAUCUCGAUGUUUGUGUCGCCGAAAUAGAAGAAGAAAAAACGGCGAGUUCUUGAGUGGACACAACUGA
Messenger RNA from Ceratitis capitata (Mediterranean fruit fly), 3086 nucleotides. Its product is annotated as integrin alpha-PS3-like. The transcript is spliced from 14 exons. Gene Ontology annotation, biological process: cell-matrix adhesion; cell-cell adhesion; cell adhesion mediated by integrin. Gene Ontology annotation, cellular component: external side of plasma membrane; integrin complex. Gene Ontology annotation, molecular function: integrin binding. The record is from RefSeq and is a predicted model, not a curated record. Lineage: Eukaryota; Metazoa; Arthropoda; Insecta; Diptera; Tephritidae. The coding region runs from base 1 to 3072 and encodes 1023 amino acids.